AUGACUUGGAUAGAACCAAUGGCACCUACUCCUGCGAAAGUAAAAGAAAAAAUAGCUAAUAAAAAGAAGGCUGCUGCGUGGUUUGUUUCCCAUUGCGAGACUAGGAGCAACCGUGGAGCCGUUGCUCAAGACAUACAAAAUGAGCUACAGAAGCGUGGACAUGUAGUUGAUAUAUUUGGCUGGUGUGGAAAAAAAACUUGUCCCAAAGACCGAUUUGAAGAUUGUUUGUCAUUAUUGGAGUCUGACUAUUACUUCUAUAUGUCUUUUGAGAAUUGUUUUAGUGAAGAUUAUGUGACUGAGGUUAUUUUGCAUCCAUUGCAAUACCAUACCGUCCCAAUUGUGUAUGGUGGAGCUAACUAUUCUAGGUUUUUACCGCCUAAUUCGUACAUUGAUGCAAGGCAACUGAACGCGACACAAGUUGCUGACGAAAUGGUUAAAGCUAUAAAAAACAAAACUGUGUACGAAAACUACUUCAGAUGGCACAAUUACUAUAACUAUAUAGACAGUAGAAGGAGUCCAGAUGUUUGCAAACUCUGUCAGAUUCUGAACGAGGAAUCUCACAUACAUUCUUCCAUCAAAGAUUUCUUGGGCUGGUGGAACCUAAAGGAUUACAUCCCCAAAUGCGGCGAAGGAGAGGGAAUGGUUUUGAUGAAGGACCAAUUAUUUUUACAACCAGUUGUAAUGGACAGGAUGUGA
Molecule: messenger RNA, 696 nt
Organism: Arctia plantaginis
Lineage: Eukaryota; Metazoa; Arthropoda; Insecta; Lepidoptera; Erebidae
Source: the annotation of a GenBank genome assembly